AGAAACAGACAAAAACAGUCCCAGAACAGAACUAGAUUAUAUAACACUCAGUCCAAUACGAUUCUCAAUCUCUCAUCCAAAAUUCAACAAAGAAUUUAGUCCAGAGGUAGCAGACUGUCUAAAGUUAUAUAGUGGGUAGCGGCUCUCCAGUUCUUCAGGACGAGAACAAAUUUUGGGUUUUCCAAGUCUCAAGCAUAGGAUAAAUGGCCUCCGAACCUGUCAAUGUGAAUGAGUUCCAAGAAUUGGCUAGGCAAGCCCUUCCAAAAAUGUACUAUGAUUUCUAUACUGGGGGAGCUGAGGACCAGCACACGCUAAAAGAGAAUGUUGCAGCAUUUCGCCGAAUCAUGUUGCGGCCUAGAGUUCUUGUAGAUGUUAGUAGAAUUGAUAUGUCAACUACUAUAUUGGGUUGCAAAAUCUCAGCACCUAUAAUGAUUGCUCCUACAGCUAUGCAUCAGUUAGCACACCCUGAAGGAGAGGUUGCCACUGCUAGAGCAGCAGCUGCGUGCAACACCAUAAUGAUUUUAUCGAACAUGUCUACCUGCACCGUGGAGGAGGUUGCUUCCAGCUGCAAUGCUGUUCGGUUCUUUCAAUUAUAUGUUCUCAAGAGACGAGAUAUAUCAGCUCAGAUAGUUCACAGAGUUGAAAAAAAUGGUUACAAGGCUAUUGUCUUAACUGUUGAUACUCCCAGACUUGGUCGAAGAGAGGCAGACAUAAAGAAUAGAAUGGUUGCACCUCAGUUGAGGAAUUUUGAAGGCCUUUUAUCAACUGAAGUAGACACUGAUGAAGGAUCAAACUUGGAAGCUUUGGCCGAAGGAAUCUUUGAUACUUCUUUGAGCUGGGAGGACAUAGGAUGGUUGAAAUCUAUUACAAACUUGCCAAUUCUAAUCAAGGGGGUACUCACUCAUGAGAAUGCAAGAAAGGCUGUGGAAGUAGGUGUUGCUGGGAUUGUCGUCUCUAAUCAUGGAGCCCGUCAAUUGGAUUAUACACCUGCCACUAUUUCUGUCCUGGAAGAGGUGGUUCAUGCUGUUGGAGGAAGAGUUCCUGUUCUUUUUGACGGAGGAGUACGGCGAGGAACAGAUGUCUUCAAGGCAUUAGCUCUUGGUGCACAAGCUGUCCUUGUUGGAAGGCCUGUUGUCUAUGGCCUUGCAGCAAACGGAGAACGUGGAGUGAGACGAGUCAUCGAAAUGCUGAAGGAUGAGUUUGAGCUCACUAUGGCCCUUUCUGGCUGCCCCCGUGUUAAGGAUAUUACCAGGAGCCAUGUGACCACAGAAUUUGAUAAGCUACGUUCGAUGCUUUAAUUUUCUUCUAGAAGCAUCAAAACAAUAUUCUGCAGAGAGAUGAAUGAGAACGACUGCACAUUGUUAUUCUUGUCUCUCAUAUUGUAAUUCAACUUUAUUAGUGAUCACAACGUUAACGUAUGUGAUAGUGUGAGUGAUAGCACUUUCAUGCUGAAGUUAAAUAGUCAUUGAGAAAUUAAAUAAAAUGAAUAUAUACAACCCAAUCCAGGUUUGCAUCUUUGUUGGCUGAAAUUUAAAAAAGAGAUCUUCUAUCUUUGUUGGCUGCAAGUUCUUGCAUCGUUUGUCUUCAGGUUUGCAUUCCAUCAACUUUUUAAGAAAUUAAUGACUUGCUAAUGGGUUGCUGAGCAAACUGUUGAAUCCUUUAAUUCCUUGCUCAAAUUGGUUCCUAGAACGAGUCAGUGAUAGGUUUAGAAGAUAAGUCUUUAAGAACAAUGGUUUUUGGCAUAUGAGAGUUUAUUUUCUCUUACUGAGCAAACUGUUUUAUUCUCUGUUUUAGAAACACUUGCUUUCGUCCCCCAACAAAAGCAAUCAAUUCAUCAACUGUUGUUGGGGUUACUCUAAAUUGUGUAAUGAUCUAUUGUUGUUAAUAUUUGUUUUUUAUUAUUUUUUGUUUUUAUGUUCAUAUGUUUUUGUACUAAUUUUGUGUAAUAUAUAUUCAUUUGGUGAUUUCAUGUUAGAGAUGUUAAAAACUGUGUUAGUAGCUAUUUGAUGUGGUUUGCUGCCAAUAUAUGAAUAUGAAUGAACGUGUAUGAGAUAGAGAGAAAGAGAGACCAACCUAAUGAUGUUGAUGACUGCUGGAGAGAGAGAAAAACACAGAAUAGUAUAUGUGAAAAGUUUUUUUUUUCAUUGAAAUUAUGAUUUGGUUAUGUGGUAGGAUUGAUUUUUGAUUGAAUUGAUGAACUGAAUAUGUGUUAUAUUAAAGAUUUGACUAUGGUUAUGAACCAGACAUGUUCAAGAUUUGGUUUUUUUUUUAAGCAAAUUUAUGAAUUUCGCAUGUAUUAUUUGUUAACCAAACUUCUGUAGUGUGCAUUGUCUUUAAUUUUUAUUUACUUUCAUGGCUGAAUGUUAAAUGACUUACUCUGUUUCAUAUAUUAGGAUUGCCCGUCUUAUCAUAUAGUUGUGAGCCAUGUCAAAUUUAAGUUUAUCCGUUUCCCUUUUUGUUUAAAUAAGGCAAUACUCACAUAGUUUUUCAUUGUUCAUAGCUUCUUUCCCUACUCAAUUUCUCUAUAUUAAGUGGUAGUUCAUUGUGUCGAAUUUGGAGACAGUUUCUUUUUCUCAUGGUUGUCUUGUCUUCAACUACAAUUCGAUUGCAAAAAAAGUAUAUUAGCUCAUCUUCUAAAAUAUGAUUAUUUUUCGAACAUAUUUUACAAAGCAAUUAGGUUCAUAUCCUUUUGUCCAAAAGACUACCCAAUAUGUUUGACUUUAAAGAUUCUAUCCUACAUUAAUUUUUGUAGUCCACUCAAGUGGUAUACGUAUACUUCAAUUCUUCCCAAUUCUAAUAUUUAGUUGCUGCAAAUUUCAGCUCAUAUUAAGAAACAUGGCUUUUUUGGGAAGAUGAGUGAAAUCUGGGAAAGAAUAGUGAACUAUGCUGCAAAUUCUACCCAUUUGUGCAUUUGAGAAAGAUGAGUGAAAUGUGGUUGCUAAAUAUAUAAAGAAUUUACGGAAAGGGUUUAAGAGAAGUGAAAAUACCUGCACAUGAGAAGAAAGAAGAAAAAAACACCUAUGCAGCCAAGCCAACAAAAGAAAAAUACCCUUCCUGAAGACAUCGAUGAAAAACCAAGAACCAGUGAA
Molecule: messenger RNA, 3089 nt
Organism: Prunus avium (sweet cherry)
Lineage: Eukaryota; Viridiplantae; Streptophyta; Magnoliopsida; Rosales; Rosaceae
Source: RefSeq, a predicted model, not a curated record